UGGUGUUGAGUGAGGACCUUGUAUCUCGUCGUCUCCUGGUAAAACUUUGGUCACAAAAGGCUGAUGACCUCAUAACUGAAUUAAAAUGGUAUAUACCCGAACGGAGGAGUGUAGCAAGACUGGACUGAACAGUGCUAAGUAAACUGAUAUCAUCUGGUGUUGAGUACAGCUCCCUGUGGCCAUGGCUGUGAAGGCGCGGAUGGAGGCUGUGCUUAACGUGGGCCUCCGCGUGCCCAGCAUAAUGCUGUUGGAGGUGCUUUACCGCUGGGAUGUCAGCUCCUUUUUCCAGAAGAUCCAGAGGAGUAGCCUGAACAACAACCCCCUGUUCCAGUACAAGUACCUGGCCCUCUACCUGCACUACGUGGGCUACAUCCUGAGCCUGGUGCUGCUCACGCUGCCACGGCAACACCUGGUCCGCCUCUACCUGUACGUGCUCACUGCCCUUCUGCUCUUCGCGGGACACCAGCUGUCCAGGGAUUAUGUUCGUAGCGAGCUGGACUCUGGCUACGAAGGACCCCUCUACCUUGAGCCACUCUCCAUGAACCGCUUCACCACAGCGCUCCUCGGUCAGCUGGUGGUGUGUACACUGUGCUCAUGCGUGAUGCAGACCAAGCAGAUUUGGCUGUUUUCUGCUCACCUUCUCCCCCUGGUGGCCAGGCUGUGCCUGGUCCCCCUGGAGACCAUCGUGUUCAUCAACCGCUUUGCCAUGAUCUUCACUGGCCUGGAGGUGCUCUACUUCCUGGCCUCCAACCUUCUGGUGCCCUACAACCUGGCCAAGACAGCCUACAGAGAGCUCGCACAGGUGGUGGAGGUAUAUGGGCUGCUUGCUCUGGCCAUGUCUCUCUGGAACCAGCUGGUCCUGCCUGUGCUCUUCAUGUGCUUCUGGCUAGUGCUGUUUGCCCUGCAGAUCUACACCUACUUCAGUACGCGGGACCAGCCACCGUCGCGAGAGAGGCUGCUCUUCCUCUUCCUCACUAGCAUUGCUGAGUGCUGUUGCACUCCGUACUCACUGUUGGGGCUGGUCUUCACGGUGUCGUUUGUGGCGCUGGGCGUCCUCACUCUCUGCAAGUUCUACCUGCAAGGCUACCGGGCCUUCAUGAACGACAACACCAUGCACAGGGGAAUGACGGAGGGCAUCACCCUGCUGAUCCUCUCUGUGCAGACGGGCCUGAUCGAGCUGCAGGUCAUCCACCGGGCCUUCCUCCUCAGUAUCAUCCUGUUCAUUGUGGUGGCCUCCAUCCUGCAGUCCAUGCUGGAGAUCGCCGACCCCAUAGUGCUGGCACUGGGGGCAUCCAGGGACAAGAGUCUGUGGAAGCACUUCCGAGCGGUCAGCCUAUGUCUGUUCCUGCUGGUCUUCCCUGCCUACAUGGCCUACAUGAUCUGUCAGUUCUUCCACAUGGACUUCUGGCUCCUCAUCAUCAUCUCCUCCAGCAUUCUCACCUCUCUGCAGGUCCUGGGCACGCUGCUCAUCUAUGUGCUCUUCAUGGUGGAGGAGCUACGCAAAGCUCCAGUAGAGAACAUGGACGAGGUGAUCUACUGCGUCAACGGCACGUACCGCCUGCUGGAGUUCCUGGUGGCGCUGUGUGUGGUGGCCUACGGUGUGUCUGAGACACUAUUCGGCGAGUGGACAGUGAUGGGUUCCACCAUCAUCCUGGCGCACGCCUACUACAAUGUGUGGCUGCGGGCGCAGCUGGGCUGGCAGAGUUUCCUGCUGCGCCGCGACGCCGUGCACAAGAUCCAGAGCCUGCCCAUGGCCUCUGCCCUGCAGCUGCAGCAGCACAACGACAUCUGCGCCAUCUGCUACCAGGACAUGAAGUCAGCAGUCAUCACACCCUGUGGUCACUUCUUCCACGCUGCCUGCCUGAAGAAGUGGCUCUACGUGCAGGAGACCUGCCCCCUCUGCCACGGCCAGCUCAAGAGCCAGUCACAGCCUGCCAACGCUGCCCCUGCCCCUGACAACCCACCAGCCAAUCAGAAUGCCCUGGAGGCAGAACGAGGAGAAGCGCAAAGGGAGUUUGCCAUGGAGGAGGCCACUCAAGCUGAACACGCCUCAGAUGUUGAGAGCUCAGCUGAGGCAGAGCUUGAAGGACAGCUGGGGGAGAAGGCUCCAGAAGCACCUGAUGAAUGUAAUUCACCACUGGUCAAAGAAAGCAGCGAAGGCCCUGUGGGAGGCCCGGAUAGUCGAGACGUGCCACCUGCUGAUUCAAGCUCUCCUUGCUCCUAAGCAGACCUGCGCUCCGUGGUGACCGCUAACAGUCACUCUGUCAUGCUGCCAAUGUUAGGGAGUGCUCCAGGGUCAUGGUCAAACUGCUCACACGUACACAGCGCCACACACCUGUAACCACCUUUUAUACAACCCACAUCACAGCAACAUCACAGCUGUUGUAGACCCAUUCACUAAUGUUGGACUACUGGAGAAUUACUGCUUGAUAUUUGAGUUGUACUGCACAUAUGUGUGAUGACUGCAAGCAAGUUUUUUUUUGUUUUUUUUUUAAUCCUUCAUUUUGACCCAAAAAUGAGAUUUAUUACUACUUAAUGGUAGUUUUUAUGUGAAAUUUAGUUUUUUUUGGCAGGCGGUUGCCAUUUACUUUUGUGAACAAGUGUUUAACUGAUCCUGAAUUUUCUAUUGCACUACAAAUGACUCGCAGUAAAUUCCUGGUUAUUCUAAACCUAAACCUCAGUUGAGUAACGUUACAUUUCACGGGACAUUUAAUUAAGAUUUUUUUCUCAACUGUGUUUUUAUUCUUCUUAUGUGGGUGUAGCAUGUUCUGAUGUGUCAACACUUGGUAAGGGAGAUUUGUAAUAACUGUUUCUGGAGUGGGUCUUUAGAGGCCCCGCACUAGCCCCCAAUCCAGUCAGUUGUAAGAGACAUGGCAGAUGAUAUAGCCCUACUCUUUUAAUAUCAAACCUCCUCAGUUGCCCUUCACAGCACAAACACAUGUUCAUUUGCUCAGGAGCUGGUUACCUAUGAUAGGACCUGGAAAGUCUUGGUGCACGCGUGUGUGCGUGCGUCUGUGUCGCAUACAUGCAUGCAUGCAUACAUACACACACAAAUAUUUUGAGAUUUAUGUGUGCACGGUUGUUUAACACUCGUAUGGCAGAAUGAUUAUUGUGGGAUGUAGGAGUUGUUCCAGAUGUGUGUGUAUUUUUGGAAGCUGAACUGCAGUCUGUUUAGACUCAGGAGGGGUUUUGGGUUUUUUUUGUUGUUGGUUUUUUUUUUGCCUUGCAUAAGCAUGCUACACAGCAUCCACUGUGUCCAAAAGCUUUUUUUUUUUUUUUUUUUUUUUUUAAGGAAACGUUGGCAUCAAUAGUAGACAAUCAAUGGAAAUAGGGAAUUAUAAAAUGAGUCACCUCUAAUGAUCUCUCCUCCUAAAAUACUACUUUUACCAUUUCAACUUGUUCCAUGGUUUCAUUCGUGUCCUUGAUCGUUACCAUAUUUUAUAAGGCAAGACAUGAUGGAUACUUCCCUUUGUAGGCCUUUUUACACAAAAUAUUUAGAGUAUUUCAAUCAGGCAAAAUGAUUGAUGCUUUAAAUAGGCACUUGAAGCACAGGUAUACUUGCACCCACUAUCUUGUCAUAGCAGGGACUCCAUCUAUGUGUAACUUGGUGUCUGUCUCGCUCGCCUUUGCACUGAUUAUAGCAAUGCUUCGGAGUCGCCCCGUACCCAGCACGAAGUCAUGGUGGGGUGCUGGAGGUACAGCCUAAUGUAAAUGUGUGUAUAUAUAUGUACUUGUUCUCGUUUCUCUCUCUCUCUCUCUCUCUCUCUUUAUAUAUAUAUAUAUAUAUAAAAUACCUUUUUUUUUUUUUUUUUUUUCCUUUUUUUUCCCUUCCUUUAUCCAUGUUUUGAUAUGCCGAUCAGUGUUCAAGCAGCAUCGUCAGUUAUGAUGUCGUCUCUGGGCUUAUGAGAACACAUUGCUGCCCUCUAGAGGUAGAAGUGGGAUUGAGUGCAGAGACUCGGAAUUGAGUUGGUGCUGCUACAGUUAAAGGCUCCUGCGUCACUCUGACAGUAUUAAUUGAGAAGUGUUGAUCUUGGCGGGUUUGUAGAUGAAUACAUGUACCAGUGUAUGAUUAAACAGAACGCCAAUUGCAACUAAUUGUGAUAGCUUUGCACAUUUUUUUUGAAGGAAAAUAAAAUGCAAAUGUAGGUAGUCUGAGUUGAGCUUUUUUUUUUGGAAGUAGCUUGUUUGGGGAUUCAUUCUUUACAGCCCAUUUUAUGAUUCUUUAGCCACUGUAUGAUCUUUAAUAAGAAUGAGAAACAUGGGCUACUGGGAGGGGACACCUCCCCACAAAGUUGUGUAAUCUGCUUUACGAGGUGAAUGUCAAAUAAACAUCUUAUUGCUUA
Electrophorus electricus (electric eel) is the source of this 4343-nucleotide messenger RNA. It is a transcript of the gene rnf145b, whose product is annotated as ring finger protein 145b. Gene Ontology annotation, biological process: ERAD pathway; proteasome-mediated ubiquitin-dependent protein catabolic process. Gene Ontology annotation, molecular function: zinc ion binding; ubiquitin protein ligase activity. The record is from RefSeq and is a predicted model, not a curated record. Lineage: Eukaryota; Metazoa; Chordata; Actinopteri; Gymnotiformes; Gymnotidae. Gene Ontology annotation, cellular component: endomembrane system.